Neltuma alba is the source of this 2639-nucleotide messenger RNA. RefSeq names its product double-strand break repair protein MRE11. The record is from RefSeq and is a predicted model, not a curated record. Gene Ontology annotation, biological process: double-strand break repair via homologous recombination; telomere maintenance; mitotic G2 DNA damage checkpoint signaling. Gene Ontology annotation, cellular component: nucleus; Mre11 complex; site of double-strand break. Gene Ontology annotation, molecular function: single-stranded DNA endonuclease activity; manganese ion binding; 3'-5'-DNA exonuclease activity. NCBI's taxonomy places the organism in Eukaryota, Viridiplantae, Streptophyta, Magnoliopsida, Fabales, Fabaceae.
GGGGGAUUUUUGGGGUUCUCUUCCUCUUCCCGACGACCGCCGCGCCCAAAUUUCUCGAUCACCAGCACUGCAGUUUCUCCUUUUCAGCUUUCUUCGUCUCCUUCUUCACCUCAAUCCCCGCUACCUUCUUCGUUCGCAACUCUCACUUGUCAUUUGUCGCAUAGAAACACUCCUCAUAGCAUUGCGAGGAAGGUUUAUCCAUGGGUGACGCUAGCGACACGCUUCGCAUACUUGUAGCUACGGACUGCCACCUUGGCUACAUGGAGAAGGACGAAAUACGACGUCACGACUCAUUUCAAGCAUUUGAUGAAAUCUGCUCAAUAGCUGAGCAGAAGCAGGUUGACUUUUUAUUACUUGGCGGCGAUCUUUUCCACGAGAAUAAGCCAUCGAGAUCAACGUUAGUUAAGGCUAUUGAGAUUCUCCGUAGACACUGUCUCAAUGAUCUGCCAGUGCGGUUUGAAGUUGUCAGCGACCAGACCGUUAAUUUUCAGAAUGUAUUUGGUCAUGUGAAUUAUGAAGAUCCUCACUUCAAUGUGGGCUUGCCGGUUUUCAGCAUUCAUGGAAAUCACGAUGAUCCAGCAGGCGUGGACAACCUUUCUGCAGUUGAUAUUCUUUCAGCGUGUAAUCUUGUCAACUACUUUGGAAAAUCUGUUCUCGGUGGUUCUGGUGUUGGACAGAUUAAUGUCUACCCUAUUCUUAUCAAGAAGGGUUCAACAGCUGUGGCUCUGUAUGGUCUGGGGAACAUUAGAGAUGAAAGGCUCAAUAGGAUGUUUCAAACACCACAUGCUGUGCAGUGGAUGCGGCCUGAAUCUCAGGAAGGAUGUCAGGUGUCUGAUUGGUUUAACAUUUUGGUACUUCAUCAGAACAGAGUGAAAGCGAAUCCAAAAAAUGCAAUAAAUGAGCACCUUCUGCCUCGUUUCCUGGACUUCAUUGUGUGGGGGCAUGAACAUGAAUGUUUGAUUGACCCACAGGAAGUUCCCGGGAUGGGAUUUCAUAUUUCACAACCAGGUUCUUCAGUUGCCACAUCACUGAUUGAUGGAGAAUCAAAACCAAAACAUGUACUUCUUCUGGAAAUAAAGGGCAAUCAGUAUCGUCCAACUAAAAUACCUCUCACGUCUGUGAGGCCUUUUGAGUAUACUGAGAUUAUAUUAAAGGAUGAGCCUGAUAUUGAUCCCAAUGAUCAAAAUUCAGUUCUUGAACACUUGGACAAAGUGGUUGAAAAGCUGCUAGAGAAAUCAAGUAAGAAGGCUGUCAAUAGAGCAGAACUUAAACUUCCACUAAUACGUAUCAAGGUAGACUACUCGGGAUUUAUGACUAUAAAUCCUCAAAGAUUUGGGCAGAAAUAUGUGGGGAAGGUUGCAAAUCCCCAAGACAUUCUCAUAUUUUCAAAGUCUACAAGAAGGGAAAAGGGCGAAGGUAAAAUUGGUGAUUCAGAACUACUCCGUCCAGAAGAAUUAAAUCAGCAAACCAUAGAAGCAUUGGUUACUGAAAAUAAUCUGAAAACAGAGAUACUUCCUGUCAAUGAUUUGGGCAUUGCGUUACACGAUUUCGUGGACAAGGAUGAGAAAAUGGCAUUCUAUUAUUGUGUGAAAUACAAUCUUGAUGAAACACGAAACAAAAUUGCCAAGGAUCUUGACACUGUGAAGUUUGAAGAGGAAGAUUUGAUUGUUAAAGUUGGAGAGUGCUUGGAGGAACGUGUCAAGGAGAGAUCCAUCCGUGGCAAGGAUCCUACACAGUUCACUUAUAGUGCUCAACCAUCGGAGGAAUUCCGAAGCAGAAGUGCUGCUGGAUUGGAAAGUGCAGUUUCCUUUAGUGAUGAUGAAGAUGCCAUGCAGAUAUCUGGCUCAAAGCCAAGCACUAGAGGUCGUAAAGGGUCCUCUGGAAUCUCAAACUCCUUCAAGGGGGAGGGGGAGGGGCAGGGGCAGGGCAGGGGCAGGGGUAGGAGUUCCAGCGCCAUGAAGCAGACAACUCUUGAUGCAUCAUUAGGGUUUCGCUCAUCUCAGAGGUUUGCAUCAGGGAGUGUUGCUGAUGAUGAUUCUGCUUCUAGUGAAGAUGCUGGAAAAAAUGAAGUAGAAGAGAUUGAUGGCAGUUCGGAAAAUGAAGGGGAGCUCCCAGGAAGGAAAAGGGCUGCUUCAAAGGGACGAGCUAGAGGAUCUAAUCAGGCUUCUAAAAGAGGAAGGAAAUCAGAUAACUCUUCAAUCCAUAAAAUGUUCAUGAACAAUGAUGACGAUGACGAUGACGAAGACAAUGUUAGAAAGAAAUUGAAUAAGUUACCUCGGGUAACAAAAAACUAUGGAGCUUUAAGAAGGUGAUCAUCGGGUUAACUAUUUCCCAAAGGUCUUGCUCGCUAUACAUAGUAUUAAUUACCCGAUAAAUUACCUUGUAUAAAACUUUUUGAUUAUGUCUAGUAGCGGGAAAUCAAGUGAUGAAGGGGCUGGGCACAGUUGAGAGUAACAAACGGAAUGGGUGAACCCUAGUAGUCUAGGUUAUCCUACAUGCUCUCUCCGCCCUCCCGCGAAAUUUACUAGUGAUUCAUACUCCAGAAACAUUUAAAUGGUUAGAACUCGGAUGCAUGAUGUUUAUCAAGUUUAAAUGAUUUAUUGUUUUUCGUUGGCAAAAAAUAAUUAUUGUUUUUGUAA